Opisthorchis viverrini is the source of this 2018-nucleotide messenger RNA. RefSeq lists its product as hypothetical. NCBI's taxonomy places the organism in Eukaryota, Metazoa, Platyhelminthes, Trematoda, Opisthorchiida, Opisthorchiidae. The transcript has 8 exons. The record is from RefSeq and is a predicted model, not a curated record. The annotation marks the transcript as partial.
CGCACUUCAUUCUGUGGCUGCUGUACACGUUCGGAGUGCGAUUUCCCGUUUCUUCUGCUCGAUAGCUUUUGCACGGAUUUAAUACGUUUUACGUUUGUCUUCGUGAAUAACGCGAUUUACAGAAAUAUGGGAUUGGCAUCCGGCAAACUCACUUUACAUCAUGUUGAGGACAAACACAAACCAGAGACGAACGAUGCAGCGCCUCACAAAACUGUGGAAACCCCGGAAACUGCGUCCCAGCUGGUCAACGGGGAUGCCAGUGUAAUGAGCAACGUUCCUGCCAUAGAUGAUGAGCAACCAGAGAAACCCGUCGGGGAAGCUCGAACAGAAGUUAUUCAAACUGUCGAUGAGGUUCCAGGACCAAACGGAACCGUGCACGCUGGUCAUGAGGGUGCGGAGACUCACGAAACGGAAAAAAGAAAAUCCAAGGAUCCUCUGGGUUGGAUCAAAAGACGACUUUCAAAGAAAAGCAGCACCACUAAACCGGAGUCGGCGGAGCUGGAACACCCCAUCGCUGGUGAACAGGGCGACAGUCCGAAAGCCGAUGAGACCACAGAAACCCCUUCCAUCCCGGAAGCGCAUGUUACGGAGACAGCUGAAUCACUUGUAAACGAGGUAAUUUCAUCUGCAGUGGCUGCAGAACAAGAACAAGAAGUUGACACAACUCCUCCGUCUGCUGUUGCAGAAGAACUUCAGAUGUCGACCAAGCAUGAAACAACGCAUGCGGAACCGACCGACGUGGUGGAGGAAACGGAACCUGCAACCUCUCCGGUUGAGCCAGAGCCCACACCAAUGGCAGAAGAUGAACCGGCUUGUGAAGAACAUCACGAUCAAGUGCAAGAAGAACAAGAAGUUCCCGUUACUGAGACAAACAAUACAAAUGUGACAGGGGACGAGGCUUACGAUGACACCAACAUUGCCCAUGAUAGCACAGACCUCCCCGAACCGAUAUUUUCGAAACUCGCUGACUUGGACUUGACCAACGGACACCCAGAGCAGCACCUUUCUAGUGAAAACGGGCACGAGGCAGAACCUACCGAGGCGAGCAACAGAACUGGACCACCAUCACACACACACACACACACACACAAGCUCUCUUAUCUGUUCACAUUCGAUUCCAGAACCCAGUGUGCACAUAUAAAUUACCUAACAUCCAAACUUCUGAGUCCAUCCAUUGGUACUGCCCUGUUCCCGAACAACCAUUUCGCUUCAUCUGGUGCAUCUCGUCCGCGCUUCUCCGUGCUCUCUCUCUCUCUAUCUCUACUUGUAAAUCAUUCCUCCUUUUCUGCUGCAUCCUCACGUUGCAGUUCACCCGGCUCUUCUCGAUGCCAUUCCUUCUCUCUCUCUGUGUGUGUGUGUGAAGUCCUACGCCAUGUCUCUUUAAUACUGGGCCCUGCAACCGCAACAAAUUUUCAUCUGUCCCUCCCUUCUGGUCUGUCUCCACUUCCAAUGAGCGUAUGCGCUUUGACCCAUUUUAUUCGUGUGUUCUAUAGAAUGGUUGGUGCGUUUGUCCGCAAAGUCCGUAUCUGUUUUGUACCCUUGUCCACCGAUAUUUCGUUUCUACCCCCGUCCGGCUGAGAGCGCUUCCUUUCAUCCUGCCAGCAAGUGGCCAUUAUGACUGCCUCGAUGAUCACAGACAGUAAUUUUUAGUCGUUUUUGGUUUUCAAUUUUUUGUAUACGAGCGCAAAAAACAACAAACGCGUAUUUGAUGAUUAUGUGCAUUGUUCAUUAAAAAAACCAAUCAAUCAAUCAGACAACAGCGUAUCUUUGUCCUAUUUCCGUCUGUGGGGUCGAUGCUGAGUCUUCUUGUGGCUAAUCUGACCUAUCAAAUCGUAUAAUGGAGAUUGAAACUCCUUUUCGUUGAGUUGAGCAUCUUGCGUUUUCGCGGGGGAGAGAUUUUUGAUUACCGGUAAAGGUGUGUCUGUACGUCCAAUACGUAAACAUUUGGCGUUUUUUGUUAAGUCUGACCAAAACUUUUGAAAUACACUGCUGAAAUACACUUCUGAAAUACACUGAAG